AGCCUUGGAAACCCUACGGGGGCAGUUCUCUGUUCUGUUGUGUCUCUGUGAAUCGGAAUCAACUCGACGGCAGCGGGUUUGGUUUUGGAUUUGGUUUUUUGUUGUUGGGGCCAGCAAUUCUUUAGAGAUCUGCUCUGCCUGGGGAAUUAAAGCCUCAUCAAAUAUAUACAGUGUUUUCUUAAGUGUAUUUUCCAACUAGUGAUCUCUAACUUCAGUGUUUCGAGCAUUCAGCAAACGUUUAUGAGCCCACCUGAAAGCAUAGCAUAGUGCAAGAGAAGAAACACGGUAUUAGCCGUGUCCUUGCUCACAAUGAGACAAAACAAAUACACAAGUUAGAUUAUAGUAUAAGGAGUACACAAGAGUGUGGCCCAGCCCCUAGCGUCAGAUAGAACAGGGUUUCAGGCCCGCCUCUAACCCUUACUUCUAUGCUGUACAUUUCAGUUUCUUCAUUGUAAAAUGGAAAGAAUUUAUCUAUCUCAUAGAAUUGUUACGAAUAUUAAAAUGAGAUGAUGCACAUAAAGUGCUCAGUGCAGUAUCUGGCUCAUCGUAAUGGCUCACUUGCACCUUCUCUUCCUUUACAAGAAGAUUUUGUUUAUCACUGGAAGGCAAUUACACAUUACUACAUAGAGACUUCAGAUGAUAAAGCCCCAGUGACAGAUACAAACAUUCCAUCUCAUCUGGAGCAGAUGUUAGAUAUAUUGGUACAAGAAGAAAAUGAACGGGAAUCUGGAGAGACGGGGCCAUGUAUGGAAUAUUUGCUUCAUCACAAGAUCUUGGAAACAUUAUAUACCUUAGGGAAAGCUGAUUGUCCUCCAGGAAUGAAACAGCAGGUUUUGGUAUUCUACACUAAACUUCUGGGAAGAAUCCGGCAGCCACUGCUUCCACACAUUAAUGUGCAUAGACCUGUGCAGAAAUUAAUUCGACUUUGUGGUGAAGUUCUUGCAACUCCGACAGAAAAUGAAGAAAUUCAGUUUCUUUGUAUUGUGUGUGCAAAACUGAAACAAGAUCCCUACUUGGUUAAUUUUUUUCUCGAGAAUAAGCUAAAGUCUUUGGCUUCUAAAGGAACAUCAGAUAUAACUUCAGAGGACUCGUUAAAAGAUCAGGGUGCCUUGUCAACAGAUACAGGACAGUCCAGUCAGCGGGAGGAACUAUCUGGUGCUACAGGAAUGGAAAAAACAGAGUUAGAAGAUGAGCCUUCUCAUCAGAUGGACGAUCUGUCCACCAGCUUGGAUAAUCUCAACGUUACUUCACUGCCAGAGGCCUCAGUGGUUCGUCCAAACCAGGACUACAACUUAGUGAAUUCCUUGUUAAAUCUUACUAGAAGUCCUGAUGGCCGGAUAGCUGUGAAAGCCUGUGAGGGUUUGAUGUUGUUAGUGAGUUUGCCGGAGCCUGCGGCUGCAAAGUGCCUCACACAGAGCACUUGCUUGUGUGAACUGCUGACAGACAGGCUGGCUUCCCUGUACAGGGCCCUACCUCAGUCCGUGGAUCCGUUAGAUAUUGAAACAGUGGAAGCAAUUAACUGGGGCUUGGACUCCUAUAGUCAUAAAGAAGAUGCGUCAGCGUUUCCAGGAAAACGAGCCUUAAUUUCAUUUCUUUCCUGGUUUGAUUAUUGUGAUCAGCUCAUUAAGGAAGCACAAAAGACUGCAGCUGUUGCUCUGGCCAGAGCUGUUCAUGAAAGGUUUUUCAUUGGUGUCAUGGAGCCCCAGUUAAUGCAAACUUCUGAGAUGGGUAUUCUGACAUCAACCGCUCUGCUUCAUCGCAUCGUCCGGCAAGUCACCUCUGAUGUUUUGCUUCAAGAAAUGGUGUUUUUUAUCCUUGGAGAACAGAGGGAACCGGAAACUCUGUCAGGAAUUAGUAGACAUCCUUUAAGACAUAGGUUAAUUGAACACUGUGAUCACAUAUCUGAUGAGAUAAGCAUAAUGACGUUAAGAAUGUUUGAACAUCUUUUACAAAAACCCAAUGAGCACAUUCUUUACAAUUUGGUCUUAAGAAAUCUUGAAGAAAGAAAUUACACAGAAUAUAAACCUUUGUGCCUGGAAGAUAAAGAUGUGGUGGAGAAUGGACUGAUAGCAGGAGCAGUAGAUCUGGAAGAAGAUCCAUUGUUUACUGACAUUGCACCAGAUAACACUUUGUCAAACCAAGAGUGGCUUAGUUCUUCACCUCCUACUACUCCAGACCACCCCAAAACUGAUGGGAAAACUGAAGUCCAUAAAACUGUCAAUAGUUUUCUCUGUCUGGUACCAGAUGAAGCAAAGUCAUCCUACCAUGUUGAGGGCACUGGGUAUGACACCUACCUCCGAGACGCUCAUAGGCAGUUCCGGGACUACUGUGCUAUCUGCUUAAGAUGGGAAUGGCCGGGGUCUCCAAAAGCAUUGGAAAAGUGCAAUUUAGAAGCAGCUUUCUUUGAAGGUCAUUUUUUGAAAGUACUAUUUGACAGAAUGGGAAGAAUUCUUGAUCAGCCAUAUGAUGUAAAUUUACAAGUAACCUCAGUGUUAUCUAGACUUUCUCUCUUCCCUCAUCCACACAUACACGAGUACCUUUUGGAUCCUUAUGUGAACCUCGCUUCUGGCUGUAGAUCUCUCUUCUCUGUAAUCGUCAGGGUUGUUGGAGACCUUAUGGUUCGAAUCCAGCGUAUUCAAGACUUUACUCCCAAACUUCUCUUGGUCAGAAAGCGAUUACUUGGUUUGGAACCUGAAGGCCCUAUUAUUGACCACAUCACAUUGCUCGAGGGUGUGAUCGUGUUAGAAGAGUUUUGCAAGGAGCUGGCGGCAAUUGCAUUUGUGAAGUACCACGCUUCUUCCACACCAUAAGUAGCAUCUUUCAAGUCACCAGAGGGACAGAACUAUUGAGCCCAUUUCAUCAAAAAAGACUGUUCAACCCAACCAAGAGAGGAUAAAAAGCCUUUUUAAAUGAAGCAUUGCUGUAAACUGGACCAGAACCAUUAAGAACCUACUGAGUGGGCAUUCUCGGUAAAAUGUUGUACAGUGUUUUCAUUGGCUUUGUAAUAAUGGUUCUUCUAUAUAUAAGAUUGCACGUCCUUGAAUCCAGGAUACAAUCAAAGGAACUUCAGGAAAUAAGCAUUUCUAAUGACUGUGUGAAAAGCUGCAAAACUUCUGAUGUCAUGACUUUGGUAUUUCUGUUAUUUUAAUAUCCUAUUAGGUAGCAAGGCAUUUUGACAUUCGCUGGGACUCAGAUGCUUAUAUUCUUUGGAUUAAUGAGUAGCAAAAAAAAAAUAAUCACUAAUUUUAUAUUUUUAAGGUCAGAAUUCUUUUCAAACAAAUAUGAAAAGAAAUUGUAAAUUAGAAAAAGAUACAAUUUAGGAACCAUCAAAUGAAAUGAGUUAAUUAUAGGAGUUGAUAACCCAACACAGAGAACUGUUAACUUACUUCAGCUUUUCUAAGAAUAACAAUUUAAUAUGAUAAAGAAAUUCUUGAUUAAUACUAUAUAUAUAUUUUUUGAAAAACAUUCUUUUACUCUUAUGUGCACAUAACCACGUUAAUGAUUGAUUUUCAUGUGUGGGUCCCAGCUUAUUUAAACUGUCAUUUUUGCUACAGUGUUGAAUUUAUGCUCAUCAUCAAUAGUGUUUGCUAAUUAACAUGUUUUUGGUUGAGAAGCCUUUUUUCUUUUUCUCUGAAAAUUGCUUUAUAGUUUGAUUUUCUUAGUGAAACCCAUGGUAGUGUCUAGGCAGGGAACUGACUGAUAACUCUUAGGCGGCAAUCAAAUUGCCAAUGGCCUCCUAAUGUUUACAUUUUUUUUUUUUUAAUUUUGUUCAGUCAUUUGUUUUAAACGAUUCUAAAAGAGAAAAACACAACUCUGUUAAAUGUCCUGUUGACAUGUUAAAGGAUUUUGGUAAAUUGAGUAUGUAUGUGAAUGGAUAUGUAUGUAGGAAUGUGUGGGUAGUUUAACAAAGCUGUGCUGUGCACAGCAUGCUUGAACUUUAUUUACAGAAUGGUGUUUGCUAGUUCGUUAAGUGAUGUUUAUCACUCAAAUGUUACUUUUAAGCUAUCUUUUUUUUUUUUUAAGUUGAAAUAUUAAGCAGCAGCACUUUCCUCAUCUUUCCAUUUACUGAUAUCUAGGGGAGCAGAAUAUCAAACUUUCCAUCUUGAAAGGAACUGUCACUACCCCCUGUAAGAAGUUGCUUUCUGUAGCAUGUUUGCAUAUAUACAUCGCGUGGCAUGUGCGUAGAAGCAUGGUUUAUACCUGUCUGCUAAUUUUGUUAUAUUUGUUUUUCUGAUUUAUUUUAUAGUUGGUUUUUGCUAUUUAUUAAGAACAGAAUAUCAAAAGGUGAUGAAUAUUCUCAGCUCUAGAAUGCCUACCACUGUUGAAACAACAACAAAAAGACUAAAUUUUUAUUCUAAUACAAAUCUUUGUCAGCAUACUAUAAGAAAUUUAUUUAGCAAGACAAUGAAAAAACGAAAGUGGGAGGUAGUUACUUUAUGCAUGAUUUUCUUUAGAUGAUUUUAAUGGUGGGAAAGCAUUAUUCAGUUUGCCGUGUUUAUUGAUCAGUUCAUACAAGGAACACUGCAGCAUCUCCAUUUUCAGAUGCAGUUGUCUACUCUGAUGAAGGUGUAUUUAAAAUAAGGCAUUAAGAGAUAUUAGAUAUUUCUUAAUAUUUUCACAUAGUGCUCAGUAGGUGUAAUGGCAGUGAUGUGACCUCUCAAACCAGAAAUACAUUUUAUCCUUGUUUUCACAGUGGGACCUUGUAGCUUGUCCAUAAAACCAAGCCCAGAAAAGCUUUAACCCUUAUGUUUUUUGUGUGUAUGCUGCUUCUGAAAACAUAAUUGUCCUAAGUUAUUGUAAUGAUUUUGCUUUUUAAUUAGCUAAAGCUUAAAGUAUAAUUUUUUUUUUAUUUUUUUCUCUUACAAAGAGAGUUUCUUGUGACUUUUUUUUUUCUUUUCAUUUUUAGUUCAGACCUAGAGCCAGCACAAGUUCUCACAAUGAAUUGGAUUUGUUAGUGAAAUAUUGUACUACAUCACUAGUCUUUUUCUUACUGUCUCUGGGAAGCUGAAUAUUCCCAUUACUCAGUACUUGUAAAACCAUGACUAAACUGCGCUGCGUUGGCUGGAAAGUAUCACCUCAACAAUUGGUUAGUCUAACAAGUUCCGAAGGGAACUCAGCCUUGCUUCACAUUUGUAUAGAUAGGAAUGCACUUUUUUUUUUUUACUUUUCUCUUUAACAGUCUUUGGGUUUAUUUUUAGUAACGAGCCACAUUCUUUACUUGAUAGAACUCAGAUUUGUCCUUAGCCAAUUAUCAUUGUCUUACUCACAUCAUAACUGUGUCAGGUUCUCACAGUGUAUCUGUCUGUGCAAUAUGGAAGCUAUGAGUGGAUUCAUAGCUUUUUUUUUUUGUACAUUAUCAUGUGUGUACAUAUAUGUACAUAUAUAUAUAUCUAUAUCUAUAUAUAUAUAUAAAAGGACCAAAAUUCUUAGCUUGCUUACACUGUUGCUAGUGUAAAGAUUGUUACACUUAAUUUUACGGGGCACAAGUAAUAGAAUUACUUCAUAAAUUCCUGGCAACAUAUUUCCAUAAAUUAUUGCAUUACUUUACAACAACCAUUUAAUUAUGAAUUUCAUAGGUAAUAAAGUUAGAGUGAAGUACUACAACCACAAAUUACAUGGUAAUUAUAUUUUGGGUUGUACAGUAAAUCCAAAUAUGCAUGUCACUUUGACACUCAGUGUUAAAACAUGAUAGAUAAUCGUAUUUCUGGGCCCUGUAAAAUAGUGUUACUGUAAUACUCUGUUUUCCCUCCUGCCUUGUUUACAUUAAACAGGAUAUUUGGUAGAUUUUUCUGUUGAACAUUGUGUAGGUUACUGACAGUGUUACCAAAGUCUGGCAUUCUUGGGCCAUCAUGAGGCAACUUCAGAUGGUGAUUGUGUACCUACUCUCACUUCUUCAAAGGAGGUUGUGAUCAAGUUCAACUUUUUGGGCUAACAAUGCAUGCAGGACUAAGAGGGAUGAUCUAAGAAUAAAUAAUGUAGUUUAAACAAAAUGUCGUCUUAGAUUUUUGUAGAAUUCAAACUGGAAACAUUUUAUCCACGGAUAAGUCUAAACCAAUAAUUGUCAUGUUUUUUCCCCACCCCCCUACACACAAAGGUGCAUGGUACACUGCAACCAGGGGUCGCCAUAGCAUUGGUUCUAGGGAGAGAAGAAGGAGGAGUACCUCAGAGUAUCUGUGGAGGGGGGGAAUAUGUAGAUUGAAAAAUUCCCCUGAGUGAGACUCACAAAUAUUCCCCACACCACUCCUUGGAGCCCCCUGAUGGCACAGUGGUUAAGACCACAGCUGCUAACCAAAAGGUCAGCAGUUCGAAUCCAGCAACCGCUCCUUGGAACCCCAUAGGAAAGUUCUACUCUGUCCCGUAGGGUCACUAUGACUUUACGGCAUCUGACAACAUUCCUUAAUAAUCGCUGCCGUCAAGGGAAGAAUGUUUAGGCAAGUGUUAUAAAAACAAGUCAUUCUUAGCAUUAUUUCUUAAUAUUUGUCUAACACAUAGGAAAACUUUUCUUUCUUACUGACAUUUAAAACAAUUAGAUUUUAGGCUUAUUCUAUUCGUGUGUUUGCCAAAGUCCCUUAUUUGGAAACUGAAAGAAACAUGUAAUGGAUGGCAACAACCAGAAAGAGAAAAGUGUAGUUAUUAAUCCCACCUACCCAAAGAUUCUUUCAGCCAGUGUUACUCAAAAUAGCUUUAGAAAGAAAUAAAAAGGAUAAUAGGUUGGAAGGAUGCGGGAAGGUAAGGCUUAAGCACUGAAGAGGUGAAUUUAUCCCCCUUGCCCUGAAUCAAAAGAAUACAGCAUUUUAGAAUGCAUAAUUGGAUCUCCAGCCCAAAAACCUGGUUGAAACUGCUGUUAAGAGUUUUGCCAUGUUUCAUCUGUGAAACCAGUAAUCCCAGUGGGUCUCACAGUACCCAGAGCUAUGAGAACACAGGGCAAAAAAAAGUAUCACAGAUCAUCUAAAAGGGAGAAAUCUCAAAAAUCAAGUCUUGAAUGAAUUAUAUUCUUAUUCUUGAGUGUUGAUAUGCCACAUAUUCUAAGAAGUCAUAACCAUGCUAUAAAGAAGUCAUCUCAGUAAGAAAUGGAAAACUGUCCUGUGCCCUGUUGUAUGGACAGUGCUUAACUAUUUCCUUUCACCUACUUCAUUCUGAGACUGGUGUAAAGCACCAGCCUAAACAAUUGUGCUUUUUCUUUCUGUUUGAUCUUUUUGUGGCCCACAUUUUGUCAUUUGAUAACUAGUAAUUAACUGCUCUGAUUUAAAUGAUCUCUUUCUGGAACCGCAAAAAGUCAAUUGAAAUAUUAAAACCAAAAGAUUUAAGUAGGUUUUCAAAAGUGGUUCAAAGAUAUGGUUUAGCUAAGAUACUUGUAGAACCAAACCUUUUCCUUGCUUUGCUUUAACUCAAUGCUCCCUUGACCAUUUUCUUCAUUACCAUCUGGGCUAGGGCACAAAGUGGCUGUAUCCCACUAAGAGAAAGAACCAACUGAAGUUGAUGGAGACAAGAGGUGAACUCAGAAGACUGACAGAUUGGAUUUAUGUGGAGAGAUGGAAUGUGUAAACCUCCACUGGGUUCUCAUCCCAGAACCUCCCAUCCGUUCCUGAAACUUAAGCCUGGGGUCAGGCUGGAAGGCAGGUAGACAGGCCAGGUCUCACAUCUGGCUGGGAAGCAAGAUGAAGAGACCUGACUUCUGUUUCCCUUCAUACCCAAUCUUCUUGAGAUAUCCUCAAGGAAUUACCUGAUCUCAAGAGUGAGUCUGAGGAGUUAAAGAAAAUUUAGAGUGCUUUAUAAUUUUAUAUUUUGAGGUCACCUUUCCCUCUAGUUUAUUAGACUAGUCAGCAUAUUAGGGACCAACAGAGAAUCUCUUUUAAAAAAAAAAAGUAUUAAGGUAAUAAUUCUCUUGACUGAGUGACCGAAUCCAUACAGGACCUACUAGCAGACUGCCAGAAAUUCAAAUGCUACCAUGAGUCUCUGCUCUCAUCUCAGGAGGUAGAAGUGAAGGGAAAAGGAAGACAUUGUUCAAUCUUUGUGGCCAUUGGUCUCAUUAUUAUACCCGUGUUGUUAUGCACGUUCAUUUGCGUGGUGAUCAUUGUAUUCUUUUUUUUUAAUUUAUUUGAUUUUCUGUUGUUGAGAAUAUACACAGCAGAACAUUCACCAGUUCGACAAUUUCCACAUGUACAAUUCAGUGACGUUGAUUAUCGAUUGCAUUCUUCAAGUUGUGCAACAUUCUAUUAAUUCUUAACAAAAUGUUUAAUUCCAAUGAUAUGCACAUGGUUUUAGGGAUAAUAUUUAGUUUAGAGGCCAAGAACGCAUCCCAGUCUAGACCACUCUUUUUCAAAACCUAUUUUUAGGUUGAGAACAACAACCGGAAUUGUAAUCUUGAAGAGCUAGAUGUGGUUGGGAAAAAAAA
Messenger RNA from Trichechus manatus latirostris (Florida manatee), 8395 nucleotides. It is a transcript of the gene FHIP2A, whose product is annotated as FHF complex subunit HOOK interacting protein 2A. The record is from RefSeq and is a predicted model, not a curated record. The transcript is spliced from 17 exons. Lineage: Eukaryota; Metazoa; Chordata; Mammalia; Sirenia; Trichechidae. Bases 507 to 2810 code for a protein of 767 amino acids.